GCGCUGCGCAAGAUGCAGAAGCAGCUGGGCCUGGAGGAGACGGGGGAGCUGGAUGCUGGCACGCUGGAGGCCAUGCGAGCCCCCCGCUGCGGUGUCCCCGACGUGGGAACCUUCCUCACCUUCGAGGGGGAUCUCAAGUGGGACCACAUGGACCUGACAUACCGGGUGAUGAACUACUCCCCGGACCUGGACCGUGCCGUGAUCGAUGACGCCUUCAAGCGGGCGUUCAAAGUGUGGAGCGAUGUGACCCCCCUCACCUUCACCCAGAUAUACAGGGGCGAGGCAGUGCCCAGUCCCCGGCACAGACAGAAGGGCAGAGAUGCUUAA
Messenger RNA from Fulmarus glacialis (Northern fulmar), 327 nucleotides. Its product is annotated as matrix metalloproteinase-9-like. Gene Ontology annotation, cellular component: extracellular matrix. Gene Ontology annotation, biological process: proteolysis; extracellular matrix organization; collagen catabolic process. The transcript has 2 exons. The record is from RefSeq and is a predicted model, not a curated record. Lineage: Eukaryota; Metazoa; Chordata; Aves; Procellariiformes; Procellariidae. Gene Ontology annotation, molecular function: metalloendopeptidase activity; zinc ion binding. The annotation marks the transcript as partial.